Fusarium tjaetaba is the source of this 1242-nucleotide messenger RNA. RefSeq names its product TWF1-twinfilin an actin monomer sequestering. The record is from RefSeq and is a predicted model, not a curated record. The transcript has 2 exons. NCBI's taxonomy places the organism in Eukaryota, Fungi, Ascomycota, Sordariomycetes, Hypocreales, Nectriaceae. The coding region runs from base 1 to 1242 and encodes 413 amino acids.
AUGAGGAGCUCUUGUUCCCGGUUCGAGGCAAGAUGGAGUUUGGCAGUGAUCGCAGUUCAGCGAGGCAAGGCAGGUGCAGCCACGGCUCCUGCCUCAUCAGCUAAAUCUGAACCUCCUUCCGAACCACGCGCAGACCACGCGCUCAACGUCCUUCCUCAUGUCAUAGCCUUCUUCUUCUUCUUUCUCCCUCAAUUUUUUCUUUCCAUCUUCCUCUGGUCAUUCAUCCUCGCCAUAAACUUGAACCGCGAAACUCCUCUCUUUUGUCUUUCACUUUCAUUCCGUGUUCUACUUCAUCUCAUCAUGUUUUCUCAACUAUUCAUCUUUGCCUUUGGCGUCACGGCUGCCCUUGGCCAAACAUCUUAUGGAGAGCAGUUUAAGUACUGGGGCUGUGCCACUGUUGACGCUGCCGGCUUCAGCAACCCAGUCCCUCUUCCCAAUGGGAUCUUGACUCCUGAAGCAUGCCAGGCCGCUUGCGCUGGCCAUAUGUUUGCCGCGGUGUCUCCUGAUGCCUGCCGUUGCGGAGAUGAUGCCAACGCCAUCAAGUCGGUCGACGAACACUCUUGCAACUACCCGUGUACUCAAGACCCCAACUCUCCCAUGUGCGGCGGAAUAUGCCCCGAGGGUACUCCCAGCAUCUCGAACUUGUUCAUCAUCGAACCGGCUGAGCUUCAAGCUUCCGAACCUGUGCCUCAGCUAGAGAAUCCGUUGAACCAGCCUGUGUCUAUCAAUGCUGUCCCUGCCUCCGUGGCUCCACAGGCUUCAUUUGCUUCUGACGCGCUCCCCGUGGCUACAUCGUCUCCUCUGCCAGGCGUUCCCCUUUCUCAGAGUGAGGUUGUUCAGGCUUCCCCACUGUCAACUGAGGCCGUUCAGCAACCCCCUGUGACAUCAGUUACUCCCCCAUCGUCGACUUCCAUUCCAUCUGAUCCUCCCGUCACCUCGUCCGAUCAGCCUAAGCAGUCACCUUCGCCGUCGACUAUCAGCUUCCCGUCUACUCUCACGCUGCCUUCAAGGGUAUCUCCGUUGGCCCCAGCAGCAAGUGCCCCGGAGUCUACGAAGGAGGUGCCUAGACUCCCGCCCAAGUUUCGAACAGAGCCUCCCACAAGUGAGACUUUGGUGACAGAGACGGGCUCUCUCCCCUCCGUAGCACCAACGCAGGUGGAUGUGUCAGAGUCGAGGCGGUUUGAGAUGUCGAUGCUGCGCACAAUUGGCGGUCUCCUGUUCGUGGUCAUCAUGACUAUUUAG